GGAGCAGGAGCCUGAGCCCAGGAAAAGAGGCGGUGCUCUAGUCAGGUCCUGCCCGCAUCACCUGGAACGGACCUCUUCCCCUCCCCUCGGGGGAGGAGAAGAGAGGCCCCGCUCCGCCCUCCCGUGGGCAUGCAAAGGCAGCCGCUGGCGCCCAGGAGCUGGGUGCUACACGGGGUCCAGGAGAAGAGAAGGAACACGAGCCCCAGCCUAACUCCACCUCAGCCAAGUCCGCAGAGCACCAUGAAGAUGCACUUCAGCAUCCCAGUGUCCCAGCAGCGGCUGGACACACUCGGGGGUCGCUACGUGCUGUACUCGGUGUAUCUGGAAGGGUUCCUCUUUUGCAAGGUGCGCUACAGCCAGUUGCAUCGUUGGAAUGAGCAGCUGAAACGGGUCUUUGGGAAUAACUUGCCACCUUUUCCACCGAAGUAUUAUCUUGCAAUGACCACAUCUAUGGCUGAUGAAAGGAGAGAUCAACUGGAACAGUACCUACAAAAUGUCCCUAUGGAUCAGAACAUCUUGAGAAGUGAAGUCUUCAUCCGUUUUUUAAAAUUGCUACAGCAGGACACAUUCAAAAUCACCACCAAGAAAGUCUCUCUGGAUGUAUUUCUGCCUGAUGGAAGAAGUAUCAGAAUUGAAAUUCUAACCUCUGACACUGCUGAAAGAGUCUUAGAGAUUGUAUCAUACAAGAUGGGACUGUCUCGGGAGCUUAUUGGAUACUUCAGCUUGUUCCUGAUCCAGUUCCAGAGUGACAAUGUCUUAUCUGUAAUGAAAAAAAUGGCAGAAUUUGAACUCCCAUAUGUGAGUCUUCAAAGUACUGAAGUGGAAAACUGUAAGGUUGGACUUAGAAAGUGGUAUAUGGAUCCAUCCCUUGACUCCAUGCUUAUGGACUGCCAAACUGCUAUCAAUUUGCUAUAUGAGCAGGCAGUUCAGGAAAUUGAAAAAAAAUGGGCCAAACCAACAGAGGAGCAGAGACAGGAAUUAGAGGCCCUGAGGAAAGCAGGAAACCAGACAAAGUUUUUGGAGCUGGCCCAGAAGGUGCAGCACUAUGGAUACAUGCAGCUUGAUUCCUGCGCCUGUGACUACCCAGAGCCUGGCUGUGUGGCUACUUUAGCGGUGGGCAACAAUGAAAUCAGCUGCUACUUUAAGUUGCCUAGCAAUCAGACCCAAGAAGUUAACUUCAAGAUGAGCCGGAUAAAGUCAUGGCAGGUCACUUUCCUUGGAACUCUGUUAGAAGAAGAGGAAAGUCCCCAGCAAACCCUCAACCAGAACCUGGAGCUCAGGUUUCAGUACAGUGAAGGCAACAACAGUUGGCAGUGGUUCACCAUUUACAGCAAACAGGCUUUUUUGCUGAGUAGCUGCUUGAAAAAGAUGAUAACAGAGAAAAUGAUGAAGUUAGCUGCAGAAAAUCCAGAAAUGCAGAUUGAAGUUCCCCUGGAACAAGGCAAAAGAAAGAAAUCCUACCAUCAACAAAGCCAGACAAACUCUUUUGAUUUUCCACUAAGAAAAGGCAAGAUUUCAUUUAAGUCAACUGAAGAGGACUGUGUGUUUGAGACUAUAAGGGAAGAGGAUCUUUGAAGAAGAAGAAAAAAAAUCCAGCAUUUCCAUUUUCUUCCUUUAAAAUAAAUCAUUUGAAACAGCA
Messenger RNA from Monodelphis domestica (gray short-tailed opossum), 1639 nucleotides. RefSeq names its product sorting nexin 31 (gene SNX31). Gene Ontology annotation, cellular component: early endosome. Gene Ontology annotation, molecular function: phosphatidylinositol binding. The record is from RefSeq and is a predicted model, not a curated record. Lineage: Eukaryota; Metazoa; Chordata; Mammalia; Didelphimorphia; Didelphidae. Gene Ontology annotation, biological process: intracellular protein transport; endocytic recycling.